CACAUGCGGCUGCUGGACUCUUGUUGGCGUCCAGCCUCAGGCCGCGUUGGCCAGCGGCAGAGCAAGGAUAUUCAGGCUGUGGUCUCCACAGGCCUACGGACUCCUACUGUGUCUACCAGCGUCCCUGUCAGCACCCUGGGGGCGGUGGAGGGCCUGGGGCCGCAGACUCCCGCCCUCUCCGCUCCCAGCCCCGGCGGCGCCGGCGGGGCACUGCGGACUCUCCGCGGGUCGCCCGGGAGCCGCCGGGGGCCGCACACGCUCAGUCCUGCAUUCCAGCCGGCCCCAGAGGCCACAGGUGAGGAACCGCGAACUGCGGCCGCAGGCCCAGGGCGGCGGCGUCCGGGGGCAAGGAGGCGGGCGGGCGUCCUCCCGCACGGGGGCGCUGUCACCUGCCCGGGGGCGGAGCCAGAGAGGAACCUGACUGCCCCGCGCCUCCGCGGCGCCGGAGUCGGGAGAAGCCAACCUGAUCAUGAAGGGCGCCCAAGGCAUCGAGAACCCGGCCUUCGUCCCCUGCAGCCCCGACACGUCGCGUCGCCUGUCGCCGUCGCCCUCCCAGGUGCAGGUCUCCGUCGCGUCCUCCGACGCCCAGGGAGCCGAGUCGCGGCCGCAGGAGGAGCCCAAGUCCCCGGAGGCGCCCCCAGCCUCGGCGGAACCGCCGGGGCCACCGUCGCGGUCCGAGUUUGAGGAGGGGCCGUGCGGGUGGAGGAACUUCCACCCUCGGUGUCUCCAGCGCUGCAACACGCCCCGCGGCUUCCUGCUCCACUACUGCCUGUUGGCCCUCACGCAAGGUAUUGUGGUAAAUGGCCUCGUAAAUAUUAGCAUUUCCACGAUUGAGAAGCGCUAUGAAAUGAAGAGUUCUCUUACGGGCCUGAUAUCGUCAAGCUAUGAUAUCUCAUUCUGUGUGUUGUCUUUAUUUGUCUCAUUCAUUGGUGAGAGAGGACACAAGCCCAGGUGGCUGGCAUUUGCAUCCUUUAUGAUAGGACUGGGAGCACUCGUAUUUUCAUUGCCACAGUUUUUCAGUGGACAAUAUCAUUUGGGAUCCAUUUUUGAAGAUACUUGCUUAACAGCAAGGAACAGCACCAGUUGUACCUCCUCAACGUCCUCACUUUCUAACUAUCUGUAUGUCUUCAUCCUGGGACAACUGCUGUUGGGCAUGGGGGGAACCCCUCUCUACACCCUGGGAACAGCCUUCAUCGAUGACUCUGCACCCACACACACGUCUUCUCUCUAUAUAGGAAUUGGCUACUCUAUGUCCAUCUUAGGCCCUGCCAUAGGCUACGUGUUGGGAGGACAGCUGCUCACCAUGUACAUUGAUGUUGCAAUGGGACUAAGCACUGAUAUCACUGAGGAUGACCCCCGCUGGCUGGGGGCGUGGUGGAUUGGAUUCCUCAUUUGUUGGCUCUUUGCAUGGUCUUUGAUAAUACCUUUCUCAUGUUUCCCAAAACAUUUGCCAGGUACAGCAAAAAUUCAAGCUGAAAAAAUUUCCCAGACUCAUCAGAAUAAGAGUAGCUCCUCACAACACACAGAUGAGAAUUUUGGAAAAAGCUUUAAAGAUUUUCCAGCUGCUCUAAAGAAUUUGAUGAGGAAUACUGUCUUUAUGUGUUUAGUUCUAUCAACUUCUUCAGAAGCCUUAGUUACCACUGGAUUUGCUACAUUUUUACCUAAAUUUAUUGAAAAUCAGUUUGGAUUGACAUCCAGCUUUGCUGCUACCCUUGGAGGGGCUGUUUUAAUUCCUGGAGCUGCUCUUGGUCAGAUUUUAGGUGGUGUCAUUGUCUCGAAAUUCAAAAUGACAUGUAAAAAUACAAUGAGGUUUGCACUAGCCACAUCUGGGGUUGCACUUGUGCUGAGUUUUGUGUUUAUUUAUGCCAAAUGUGAAAAUCGGCCAUUUGCUGGUGUGUCUGAAUCAUAUAAUGGGACAGGAGAACUAGGAAACUUGAGUGCCCCUUGCAAUGCCAACUGUAACUGUUUGCGAUCAUACUAUUAUCCGCUCUGUGGAGGGGAUGGAGUCCAAUAUUUUUCUCCCUGCUUUGCAGGUUGUUUAAACACUGUUUCAAAAUCGAAGCCAAAGCUAUAUUAUAACUGUUCCUGUACUGAAAAGAAAACAGAAACGACAUUGACUGCAGAAGGCUUAAGCUUUGAGGCUAAAGCUGGAAAAUGUGAAACCCAGUGUACAAACUUGCCCAUAUUCCUUGGUGUUUUCUUCAUCACAGUUGUCUUCACCUUUAUGGCUGGCACUCCUAUAACUGUGUCCAUCCUGAGGUGUGUUAAUCAAAGGCAACGGUCUCUAGCGUUGGGAAUACAGUUUAUGUUGCUUCGAUUAUUGGGCACAAUACCUGGACCAAUUAUAUUCGGUGUCAUAAUAGACAGCACAUGUAUUCUCUGGGAUAUUAAUGAGUGUGGAAUUAAAGGAGCUUGCUGGCUUUACAAUAACAUCAAGAUGGCCCACAUGCUAGUAGCCAUAAGUGUUACUUGCAAAAUUAUCACCAUUUUCUUCAAUGGACUUGCAGUCUUUUUGUAUAAGCCGCCACCAUCAGGCACAGAUGUGCUGUUUCAGAACCAAAAUGCAGUGGUAGUGGAACAUGUCAGCAAAGCAGAAGAUGAAGGGUGACACAGGAGAAGACAACUCUAUACACAGCUGGAAGAUUGACUUCUAUUUCCCAACACACACAUUGCCAUGGCAGCAUUAUCUACCCAGGGUGGACUGACACACUUAAGAAUUCACGUUGUGUAAUUGAAUGUGUUUUUAUGUAUAUAUGAGGACUCAUUUGUUUUUGUUUUACUGCAAGAGACAGUUUGGUGCCUUCAAACCCCACCAAAAGCCUGGAAACAAACAUAUUUGCUUAAUUCCCUUGGCUACAUGUGAAAUCCCCAAUUGUUAACAAGACAAAUUGCCAAUAUUCAGUUUACAUUCAGAUGCUUUUGUUUCCUUUACAAUUUGUUUUGAUUUUUAUUGCCAGUAGUUUGGAUUUAUUUAGAAAAUUUAUGAUUCAACAAUUGUUACUAACCAAAUUUAUGUGAUGAUUUCUAGAAAUUAUUACUGAAUACCCAUGAAUUUGAAACCAAUUUUAUAAUCAGGGAUCUUAAAAAAGCUCAUGGAAGAUGAAUGUUAUGAAUAAAGUGUGCAUAAAUUUCAAAGUCUUUUUGCACCAAAACAAGCAUCUUUUAACUUUGUUUUUCCAUGAACUUUUUGAGGCUCCUUCAUAUACUAGUCAGGCCUUUGUUUAUCACAACAAGUUAUUGAAUUAUUGGAAUUUAAGUUAUCUUCGUAUCCUUAUCUAUAGUGAAAACAGAAAUAUCGGCAUUUUAUAUACAAACUUUCAGUUUAUCUCAGGAAUUCCAGGAGGUAAUUUAUUGAUUUUGCUGAUCUUCAAUGUUUAACUCUUAUUCUGUGAUAGUAUUAUUCAGUUACAUACGUUCCAGUGGAAAUUACCAGCUUCAGUAAAAAACAGUGCCAAUUAGACAGGGGAAGACUUUUUAAUGAACUACUGAUCAAUGUUUACAUACUCAGUACUUUGAUUUUUCUUGUUUUAAAAAGCCAUCUCCUAGCACAUUACUUGUAGCAACUAAAGUAGUGCUUUGCAUGCACAGGCAUGUGUGUAAUAUUAUUUGAUGAAAACAUUAAAGCCUAUUCUUUAACUGAUAGAUGUAUCUGAAACUUGAAAUAUUUCACAAACCUGAAAACAUUAUAUCUUCACUCUAGUCAUUCGGGUCAGACUUAUGCCAAUUCAGAACAUGGCAGAAGUAGACCAAUGAAUGUCAACAAAAAUAAUUUCUAUCCUGAUUAGGAUUUUACUAAUUAAGAAAUGUGUCAACAUUCAAACUCAGAGUUGGUUGCAUUUGGAGUUUUCAUGAAAUAAAUGUUGCUCAACUGAUAAGAUUUAUUAUCAGAUUUCACCUAUGUUAUUUUUUUAAGCAGUGUUACAUAUGCACUCUAACCAGGAGAACACAAACUGAGAAUGAAGAUGUGGGUAACCAGAAUCAUAAGCACUCAAAAUUUGCAGAAUUUAAGAGGUUAUUUAGGGGUGAUCUUUGGUCAAUGAUGAGUCAACCAGAUGAGUCUGUAAACCAAAAUUAAAAGGGAAGGAAUGAGUCAGGAGCUAGCCAAGGACGCACAUCUUUGUAUUAGAAGAGAGAAACCAUCAGUGAGUCAGAAAUCAAAACGACCUACUGACACCCAGCACAUGGAAGCACCAAAGUUCAAAACCAUAUAGGUAGCACAAAAUGUGGGUAUUGGGGAAACAAGAAAUUCAGCAA
Messenger RNA from Oryctolagus cuniculus (rabbit), 4254 nucleotides. RefSeq names its product solute carrier organic anion transporter family member 4C1 (gene SLCO4C1). Gene Ontology annotation, molecular function: protein binding. Gene Ontology annotation, cellular component: basolateral plasma membrane. NCBI's taxonomy places the organism in Eukaryota, Metazoa, Chordata, Mammalia, Lagomorpha, Leporidae. Gene Ontology annotation, biological process: sodium-independent organic anion transport; transmembrane transport. The record is from RefSeq and is a predicted model, not a curated record.